Aspergillus luchuensis is the source of this 1620-nucleotide messenger RNA. RefSeq lists its product as uncharacterized. The transcript has 3 exons. The coding region runs from base 1 to 1620 and encodes 539 amino acids. Lineage: Eukaryota; Fungi; Ascomycota; Eurotiomycetes; Eurotiales; Aspergillaceae. The record is from RefSeq and is a predicted model, not a curated record.
AUGCCAGCUGCCACAGCACAGCGUUCGGUCCUUGAGUUUGGUUUCCACCGGAUUAUAUGCCGCCCUGUUCCCGCGGCUUCAUCGAACCAUCACUUCCGUGCGAGGAAUGAAUGGGCUUUGAACAUUCUCGAUGUCCAUCCCUUUUUUCGGGACCUCUCCAGCUCCCGCGCCGGCGAGAUCCUCCAGCAUGUCCGACAGAUACGGUUCAGCGCUCCUAUUCACAUUGCUAGGUUCCACCGUUGGACCUGUCUCCCAGCCGGAAUUCUGGACACCAACGGAUACCUGGUCCGCCACCAGCAACGGAUCCAUUCGCUUUGCUUGAUCACCGACGGCACCUGUCCUCAUGCCGGCCGUCGUCUAGAGGGCCUGUCGAGUUUGACGGCACUGACUGACCUGGAAUGGGAAGGCAUUCAGCGUCCAUUCGAAAUGCGCACCUUGUGCGAGUGUCUCCGACAAAAUCAUCGGCGGCUGAAGGCGGUAUCCAUUGGACUUCUGUUGGAUCCGAACGUACCCACAUCCCAUGAGGAUAUUCUGGAGGUCUUCUGGCCACCUCGAGCGCAGGACGACUGCACGCCGGGCGAGCGGGAAUGGUUCCCAUCUCUCAUAUCCUUGACAUUCUCUCGCCUCCCGUUCCCCGACAGUCUGCUGCCGGGCGGCCAACCGUCACCGUUCCGCGCGCUCGAGGCACUAACGAUCCGAGACUGUCCCAACGAGCAGCGCUUCCUGCAGCUGUUGGCGCGAGCCAAGGAUCCGUUGACCCUCCAGCACUUCGAGAUCUGCAGUAACUACCUGCGCGAUUCAGAGGACCGAUUGGCGUCCAUUGCGAUCGUCGAAUUUCUACUCUCAUUUCGUGGCUUGCGACGGCUGUACCUGAAGGUGGCCAACUUUCCCCGGUUCCUGCCGGGUCUUGGUGAUGCCAUCAAACAUCACCAAGCCACGCUCCACGGUCUGGUUUUUCACGAGCAUCGGCUGAUGCCAAUCGACACUGAAAGGCUGUUUGAAGAUCUUCGCGAUGUGAAUAUGGCAUCCCCCAAUAUUCCACAGAUCCUACGGCAUAGUUCCCCCGCCGCUCUUGGCCUCUGUCUUCGCCCGGCCAGCGCGCGAGGUCUUCUUUUAGACAUCCCGGAACGCUCGACAAUAAGAUUACUCCACCUCCGGUUAAGUGGAGAGGAGAGGAACCAUCGGCAUCUCCGCAGAGAGGUCCUCUCAGAGCUGCGGAGAAAUGCGGAAGGGGGGCUAUGGUCCAGGUCGAGACAUGGACCAACAGUCGCAGGCUUCCACCUCAAGCCCGCUCAGAAACGGUCGGAAGCCCAAGAUUUCCUCCUGCUUGCUCAGUGGGCUUUUGGACCUACAGGACUUCCUGCCUUGCAGAUACUCGCCUUCGGUGACUUUUCGCAUGAUGGCCGCUAUAGAGAACAACAGAUCUUGAUCCGGUGGAGGAGGAUCGGUGAGCAGCCUUACCCGAGAGUUUCAUCGGACAGGGAAUACAGCAUAAGCUCAUCGUUUUGCCUGGUCGAUAGCGACGACUAUUCUCUCUGGGAGGGCCUGCCAUUGGAUGGGACUCAGUUUCUGUCUGCAUGUCCUGGCACGGGGUUGAUGGAGUCCCCCUACGACCUUUAG